AACGUGGUCCAACUCUCCGUUCCCGCUUACGGCUUAUUCUGAACCUCCGACAGGAGCGAGACCAGCGUGACUUACAAUGAGGGAAACUACCUUAGAUACCUAGGUAGUUGUAUGUUCACGUUAUUCAAUCAUUUAUUCACUCUGGUGUUUCUUCCCAAAGUCAAUUGCCAAUUCACCCUUUCUAGGCUGGCAACAAGUUCACUUUGCUGUAUUGUUGCUUGCGUCCGACGUUACGUACCUCUAUUGCAAGGAUUACGUUUGUCACUGAAGCAAGCCAAGCAAUUCACCACUCCACCCGAGCUACGGCCGUGCGCGUUUAAACGAGCCAAAAACGAUACUGAACGAGCUCGAAUCCCCAUUUGCGAAGCACCACGUCAUACUUGCCUUUUCCUGAAAGCCCAGGCCCCCUUACCUCUUGAACGGUUAAACCCAUCUCAUCAGCGAACUGUACGAUACGCGUGCCCAUCGGGGCAGCUUUCCAUUCCAACGCCAGAGAGCACACUGCCGCCAUAGGUAACUCUCCAAUCAGGUGCACACAAGAUGGCUGGCAUCGAGCAGCUUGAAAUACAUAGCAAGUCGUACAUCGUCCGUUGGGUCAAGGUCGAGGAUGGCUACACGGUGUCGUGGAGCGUGCAACCGCACAAGAAGUCAAUAAACUUCGGCAUUGUUAAGCAUCCUGGCAGCGCCGGUACGAACCUAGCCACGACCGCAGGCCAAACCGACGACUCGACAUUGACGAUCGAUACCUCUGUCAACGAUGGCUCCAACGACCCCAAGGGCGCCGCCAGCGGAUCUGGUGGUCUCUUCAAACGGGAUGCGAGCACCGCUGAAGAGCAGCUGUCCAAAAAGGGCUUCAAGAUGAUCAAGUGGCACGGCAAGUGUCCAGCGGAUAAGGUCACGACAGGCACUUACGAUGUCGCAGCUGGGCAAAGCGGGAUGUAUGGAAUGGUAUUCGACAACACCUUCUCCAAACAGACGUCAAAAAAUGCUACGAUUGUGCUCCUUACCUACCCGACGGGCUCUGCACCGCAGCCCGGCCAAACCCUCUCGAACCUCAAGGCCGGCCCCAAUGCCAGCGCGAGCAAAACGAGCCUCGGCCGUCAUUCCAACCCAAGCCCCAUGAUCGGUGCAACCAACGAGAGUCUAGACAGUCUGCACAGCCAACAGCAGCUUCCCGGCCGCUCGCGUUCUUUGGCUUCCCAGGGUGGGGGCGGACCGUCGAAUGCCCACACGGGGAUCCUGAUGAAGCGCAGGCGCAAGAAGGGUCAGGGCUACGCGAAGCGUUUCUUCUCGCUCGACUAUGCCACUUGUACCUUGUCGUACUAUCACAACCGCAACUCAUCCGCCUUGCGCGGUGCCAUCCCCCUCAGCCUGGCCGCCAUUGCUGCCGAUGAGCGCAGGAGGGAAAUCAGCAUCGACUCGGGCGCCGAGAUUUGGCACCUCAAGGCCCCCAACGACAAGGAUUUUGCCGAAUGGGCAAGCGCAUUGACGAGGGCCUCUCGGAUCGCCAGAGGUGCUGAACCUCCAACUGCCGGAGGGGCGGCGGGCGGUAGUUCUAUGCAGCAGACUUUUGGCGGGGCAGGUAGCGCUCUUGCGCCGCUCAACAACCCGCAGGAGGAGGAUCGGGAAUGGCAGCAGGUUGAGGCGCUUGUUAGCCGUGUUGUGGGAACUCGUGAUGCGCUCAGGAGGCUGGUUAAGGAUAUGUCGGUACAGAACCAUGCGGUAACAUCUCCACGGCCCGCUACUGGAAACAGGUCUGUGUCUUCUGCCACACCUGUCGCAGAAGAGGGUGACGGGUAUUUCCAGGGUGUUGAGAAGAGGCCGUUCUGGAAGCGCAAGUCCAGUGCCAUCGUAACUACUCCACAGUCUUUCCACUCUGCAUCGACAGCUCUAGCAGUCCCGAGUCCGAACACUACAACCAUUACAGCAAAUGGCGGCCCUGGCGACAAGCGCAAGUCCAAGGCGUACAGCCUACAUGAGCAGAACAUGUAUGGCGUGCAGGAGAACUGCAAGGCUUUGCUUGGCGACCUGGACUCGGUAGUCUCGGGGUUUUCUCAGCUACUGGCCACGAGCAAACGGAGACGAAUGCCUGUGCCCCAAUCGGCUGCAUCUCGAAACAGUAUCGAGUCCACCUCGACGGAAGAGUUCUUCGAUGCUGCCGAGGGCACAGAGGGCCGCUCGGAGCUUCUUAUGAUCGACAAUCAGAGCGAGGAGUCACCGAAUUCGGAAGCAGAGGACGAGUUCGGCUCUGCCCAGGACGCUUCCGACCGAUCGUCUGUGUCUUCAAUUGCGGACGGAGACGAUCUCACCCGCACUGGUACAGUCGACAACAGUAACCUUUAUUACCCAGCAAAACCCAAAUCGCUUGAUCCGCUCCCCAUAACCACCACAAUACAACGCAGGCGUACCAUUCCGCCUGCGACCACCAUGCCUCCCAGUUUGAUUGCAUUCGUUCGGAAAAAUGUCGGCAAGGACUUGAGCACCAUAAGCAUGCCUGUCUCGUCCAACGAGCCAAUAUCACUCCUGCAGCGCAUGGCAGAGCAGCUCGAAUAUGCAAGCCUACUCGACACGGCGGCCAAGCAGAAGCUGGAAACAGACAGGCUUCUUUAUGUCACUGCCUUUGCCGUGUCUCAAUUCAGCAGCACUCGGGCAAAGGAGCGUGCCAUCCGCAAGCCAUUCAACCCGCUCCUUGGUGAGACGUUCGAGAUGCUCAGGACAGAGUCAGAAUGCCCCGGCGGUGUGCGCCUGCUCGUCGAGAAGGUUUCGCACCGCCCCGUACGGCUGGCGAUGCACGCCGAUGGCGCCUCAUGGAGCUUCGCGCAGGCGCCCGCACCCACGCAAAAGUUCUGGGGCAAGAGCAUGGAGCUAACGACCGAGGGUAAGGCCCGCGUGGUGCUCAGGCUGCCCGACGGCGGGGAGGAGCACUACAGCUGGGGAGUUGCAACGGUAUUUCUCCGAAACGUCGUCAUGGGAGAGAAAUACGUCGAGCCUGUGGGCAGCAUGGCGGUCAACAAUGAGUCGACGGGAUCGCGAGCCGCCGUUGAGUUCCGCACCAAGGGCAUGUUUGGCGGCAGGGGCGAGGAUGUGCAGGUCGAGACGUGGGGACCGGACGGCGUGCACACUGGCAUUUCCCUGGCGGGCACCUGGACCCAGAGCCUACGCAAGGUCGAGGCAGGCAAGUCGGCCGGGGCCGAGGUGUGGAAGGCCGGCAGCCUCGUGGACAACGCGAGUCAAGUCUACGGCAUGACGACGUUUGUUGCCUCGAUGAACGAGAUUACAGAGCUGGAGAAGGGCAAACUGCCGCCCACGGACUCGCGCCUGCGGCCUGACCAGCGCCUGGCCGAGCAAGGCAAGCUGGAUGACGCCGAAAACUUCAAAGUCCAGCUCGAGGAGGCACAGCGGGCGCGCAGGAGGGCGCUCGAGGAGCGCGGGGAGCAGCACCGGCCCAGGUGGUUCGUCAAGGUUGCCGAGGGGCCCGACGGGGACGAGGUGUGGCGGCUCAAGGGUGGCAAGGAUGGUUACUGGGAGGAGAGGGCCAAGGGAUCAUGGACGGGAGUUGAAGAUAUCUUCAAGCAGUAGAGUCGAGACUCGGAUGGGCUGGGUUAAAUGUGCUUCUUUUUGUUUAGUCGAUUUUUUCGCUUUCGCUUUAUCGUUUCCUGCGCAAAUCUGCUUUUCAGGGCGUAUUUAUACCUAUCGCAUAUCUAUGGAUUUGCGACGUCGUUUCAAUCUUCGUUUUUAAUUAUUAGGGAUUGCAUGGUCCAAGGAAAAGAAAAACAGGUUAGAAGAAUGCUAGAGCUUUUUUGAGCAUAA
Molecule: messenger RNA, 3810 nt
Organism: Pyricularia oryzae 70-15
Lineage: Eukaryota; Fungi; Ascomycota; Sordariomycetes; Magnaporthales; Pyriculariaceae
Product: oxysterol binding protein
Exons: 3
Coding region: 541-3579 (1012 amino acids)
Biological process (GO): maintenance of cell polarity; endocytosis; exocytosis
Cellular component (GO): perinuclear endoplasmic reticulum; intracellular membrane-bounded organelle; cytosol
Molecular function (GO): sterol binding
Source: RefSeq, a predicted model, not a curated record